This is a messenger RNA of Amborella trichopoda, 1009 nucleotides long. RefSeq names its product mitochondrial pyruvate carrier 4. The record is from RefSeq and is a predicted model, not a curated record. Lineage: Eukaryota; Viridiplantae; Streptophyta; Magnoliopsida; Amborellales; Amborellaceae. Gene Ontology annotation, biological process: pyruvate import into mitochondria. Gene Ontology annotation, cellular component: mitochondrial inner membrane.
UACUCGUGAGAGAGGAUGUUAGUGAAUGAUUGAAGUAACCGCGAGAUUGUUGUUUCAUCUUAGAGAGAGAAAGAGAGAUCAUCUUUAGAGAGAGAGGGAGAGAGAGAUGGCCGGUGCAAAACUACAAGCCCUCUGGAACCACCCUGCAGGCCCCAAAACCAUUCAUUUCUGGGCUCCAACUUUUAAAUGGGGCAUCAGCUUGGCCAACGUUGCGGACUUUUCAAAGCCACCUGAGAAAAUAUCCUAUCCUCAACAAAUAGCGGUUGCAUGCACGGGGGUUAUCUGGUCAAGAUACAGCACAAUUAUUAUCCCGAAAAACUGGAACCUUUUCAGCGUAAAUGUUGCAAUGGCUGGGACAGGCCUUUAUCAACUUUCACGCAAAAUACGGCAGGAUUACUUUUCCGACCCCCAAGAAGUUAUUGCAGAAAAACAAUGAAGGAAGAAUACAUCCCCAGCAACUGCAUUUGUAUUCAGUCUGUGGUUUCAAUAUGUGGUUGCCUUUCUGUUUCCAUUCCCCAAAAUUAAAGAAACCAGUCCGCUUGCAUCACUCUCUCUUUCCACCAUCUAUGAAAACAAAGGUUUACUGACAUUUGUUGUAGUGUAUUUUAAUGUAAUGCUAUCUCCUCUAAGAGAGACUCAUCUCGAAAAAUGCUUUAUAGCCUUUGCUUUGAAACUUCAUAAAUGAUGUUUGUGGAAAGAAGAAGAAAUCAAAUUGACUUCUUCCUUCUUUCCCCGUUCCUUUGGUGCGGUACUGUGGAGUUUGAACUAUAAAAACUGCUGACUGUGGUAGAAAGCUCUGUUAUGACCAUGCUAGAGAGGUCAAACCAAUCUUUAGGAAAAUAAACAUCAUUGUUGGUGUGGAUCAUAUGGAACCCCAGGGUCAUCGACCAUCUGUUCUAGUGACGAUUGGUUGGCUCGACUAUAGUGGGACCAACAAGGACAUUCGUCAAUCUGCACCGUCCAAUCAUCUGUUUUGUGUACCAUAUUAAGAUGCUUCUGUUUUUCUUCU